GCAAGAGAUUCAACCAACGUGUCUUGUCCGAUGCCCAGAUAUCGGUCAUGUAAAAAAAUAAAUUGUCAUCAGCAUCUGUUAUUUAUUUUAUUUCUUUCUUUUCCUCAUCAUCUUUUCUUUCUUGUCAGCAGCGCAUUUUUGUUCUUAUCAUCAUUUGCUCUUUAUUCCUAUCGCACUCCUUUUAUUCAUCAACACACUCCUUCUACAUAUCACACUGAUCCAUCGCUCAUUUAUCCCCAUCGACACUCACCCACCAUGAUAUUACAUCACUACACGCUCCUUACUAUGCUUUUUUAUAUCAGUAGCGCUAUAGCAAUGCCUUUCCGAAAAAGAGCCGACGUACCUUCACAUUCAUCAGACGUCACGUAUAAUGCUCAAGCUGGAAAUACAGUGGGUAGUUCGCCAACAACGGGUGCUGGAAUUGGCAUCGGAGUCGCGUUCGGAAUUAUGGGACUCGUCGCAUUAUGCCUCCAGCUUUACCGACGGCAGCAGCGGAAAAAACGUCAAGCUUGGCUGGCGGAUCUUCAAUCUCCCGUCACAUUUUAUCGGCCAAACUCUGAAAGCUAUCAAGUUUUCAUCGCUGUCAGUGCGUACGAACCAUCUUUAAGCGACGAGGUUCCCAUUCGUGUGGGUGAUAGAAUUCAUAUACACGGCUACUACGAUGAAGAAUGGGCUUAUGGACAAAAUGAAACAUUGGCAGUGCAUGGUAUUUACAAUCACAGCGUCAUGACAAACAGCAACCCGAAAACUGACGUAACCUUUCUUCGUAUCUAGGUAUCUUCCCUCGAUCCUGUGUACGAUCAAUUAGGGCAUCAAAGCUUUCAGUACACCCCGAAAUAGCGUCACCACCCACGGCUGCGACUAGAAAUGAGAAGAUAUUGCCCGCUACGCCAUCUAUCUAGAAACAUGUCUAAGUAAAUUAGAACUUAGUUAUAUAUACCCCAGCACGCUGUUUGCUUCUUUAUACUGCACAAACAAUUAAUACGAGAAUGAAAUGUCAGGUGUAAAAGCAUUCACGCUGUUUCUCAUUGUUAAUUUUUUUUUUUGAUUUUGAUACGGGAGGAUAAGGUGCAAAGUCGCUUGUCGACUGGAGCUCACACGCCUACCUUUCCUUAUUUGACAUGAUAUUUUCCCCCUUUCGUUGUGGUCUCUCUUC
Messenger RNA from Umbelopsis ramanniana AG, 1156 nucleotides. RefSeq lists its product as uncharacterized. Gene Ontology annotation, molecular function: protein binding. Bases 31 to 774 code for a protein of 247 amino acids. NCBI's taxonomy places the organism in Eukaryota, Fungi, Mucoromycota, Umbelopsidomycetes, Umbelopsidales, Umbelopsidaceae. The transcript is spliced from 2 exons. The record is from RefSeq and is a predicted model, not a curated record.